CGCGCAGCAGUGGUGGAGAGUAGGCUUGGGUACGUCAGAGGAAGAAUAAUUCCUCUAGUUCAUGAAGUAAAGCUGCUGACACGUGCGCUCUGUCUAUUCUUUAUCCCAGCUGGGGACAUGCUGGCAUGGUCUUUUAAUGUGAGUGGAAAUAGACCAUCAUGGAUGACUCGGACCAGGAUUUUGUAGAUCUCUGCUCAAAGCCGCUUAAACGUGUCCACAAGAAGGCAGCCGAGCCCAGACAGCCAAGGAAAGCAGAGCAUCAGCCCCCCAGUCAGGCAGGUGAAGGAGAAGACCAGAGCAGGAGUAACGAUAAAAAAGGUGACUCUGGGACCCACCCUGUUAGUGCCCGAUCAGAACAGCAUGCGGUCAGUGGAGUUACUGGACAUGAUUCAGGAGAUGACGGGUCGUCAGCUGUGCCUUCAGCAGCAAGGCCAAGAGCAAAAGACAGUGUACUUGGCAGAAUGCAACAGUUCAAGAGAGCCAGUCCACGAAAGAUGGUGCACCAGGACAAGAGCCAGCCAGCAAACGACUGUGUUCCUCUUCAACAGCCACAAAUACAAGACUGAUGCAGCCUUCUCUAACACCAGCAACAAGCCCGAGUCCUCUGUGCAGCCUGUGAGUGAAGGAAGUCCUGUCACAAAAACAAGGACCUCCAUCCUGCCUUCCUCCUCCCAGACUGCUGCUGCCUCCUGCUCCCCAGCUCUCCCCACCCCAGAGACAAAGCAGCUCCCUGUGGGCAGCCAGGCCCUGAGAGACCUGAUGGAGCUGGCUGAAGACGGCAUGACCCUCACACAGUGUGGCUUCUCUGCCUCUGGCCCUGACAAAUACAAGCAGAGCAGUGCUAGCCUGUCCGCAAACCUCCAUCUGAGUGGAUUUGUCCUGGAGGAGGCAGAGGAGCAUGAUGACCUCUGGGUGAGCGGCUUCCUGCCAGAGCCGACGCACCCACACUCAAAGGACACCAACAGCCAAGUGAGGAGAGAAACUGGUCAGCCAGGAGCAGAUAAGGAGCAGGUGGCACUGCCCAGACUGGCGUCAGACCUGAGUACCAUGGUGAACAACCCUCAGCUCAGUGAUGUGGAGCUCCAAGUGGACAGUGGAGACGUCUACUUUGCUCAUUCCUUCAUGGUGUACACUCGCUGCCCCCUGCUGACAGAAAUGGUGCAUGAGAGUGGUUUUGGGGUGCAGGAGGAUAACAUGCCUGCAGCUCGGAGAGUUUUGAUGAAUGACGUCCCGGGACCGGCAGUGUUGGCUCUGCUGCAGUACCUCUACACAGCCCGCUGCUCCAUCCCACCCUCGCUGCUUCCUCAUGUGCUCGAGCUGGCAUCCAGGUUUGACUUGCAGGAGCUACGGCAGCUUUGUGUACUUCAACAAGAGGCAGCAGCUGAUGAGCAUGAGGAGAAUUUCAACAACCAAACAGAUGAGGCCUUCAUGGAGCUCCUCUGCUCUAUGUGGAACGAAGAAGAUGAGGAGACAGAUAAUGAUGGAGGAAGGGAUGAAGAGAGAGCGUUGAAAGAAGAUCAACAUGGCAAUGACCUUGUAUCAGGCGACAGAGAGAUGCAUGAUGAGAAAGUGAAUGAAGAGGAACUGGAGGCAAUCUACGAGUUUGCCGCCACGCAGAGAAAGAGAAAGGAGGAAAAAGACAGUGGUGAGGAGGAGGAGGAGUGGAAGAUAGAUGAGGGAGAAGACAGAGAAGACUUGCUGUCAAAACUGACAGAGCCUAAAAGAGGCUUCAAUGAAAAAAGCUUGACAGUGCAGUCUCAACUUGAGCUGGAUUCCAACCUCAGACUCUCAGACCCAUGGAGGGUUGACGAGGAAGCAGACCCCUCCUCCUUACCCUCUGCAUCUGGGCCAUCGAAGACACACUCUCCUCGAUCCCAGCAGCAGCAGUCCUCUCCUAAACCCUCAUCCGAACUGUCCGGCAGAACUUUGCUUCAGUCCUCAGCGAGCGUAGUCGACGACUUUUCCCUCAGAUCUCCACUCAGUACAUCCAACCUGCCGAUACCAGGUCUGUCCCCUGGUCUAGUGGGUGACUGGGGCGGCGGUGGAGAUGAGAGAACUGAUAAACUAGAUGUGCCUUUAAAACGAGAAAGCCAAGGACCUAAUGGUAUUUGUGUGUCUCUUUCUCCUGAUUCACCUCAGAACAAGAAGGAAACUGAGGUCAUAGUCUUGUCUGACUCAAGCGAGGAGAUGGAGAUAGUUCUUAGUUCCCGCAGUCCAUCUCCACAUUCUCCUUGCGCCGUGCAGUGCCUGAAGAGCUGUACCCAGAUCAAACCACAGCAGCCUACAUCUGAGAAUAAAGACUGUUCUCCUGAAGUUUCCUGGCUGAUCCCGUCCACGCCAAUGCAGCCUGGAAGCAGCUCCAGGUCCAGCUCCACCCAGACCAAAAACAGCAUGUGCAGGAUGCAGCUGUUCCCUAAAAGUGGGGUUUCCUUACCCUCUUCUGUUUUCUCCUCCCCUGUAUUAUCAGGUAACAGACCUCAGACCUCCACCACGCCAGUGCAGCCUGGAAGCAGCUCCAGGUCCAGCUCCACCCAGACCAAAAACAGCAUGUGCAGGAUGCAGCUGUUCCCUAAAAGUGAGGUUUCCUUACCCUCUUCUGUUUUCUCCUCCCCUGAAUUAUCAGGUAACAGACCUCAGACCUCCACCAGUCCAACCAGAGUUUCAGCCCCCGCUGGCCCAACAGAAGGUAGUGUCUCCAUGGUGAAGUUGGACAGGUUAGUUCCCUGUGGUUCCAGCUUGGAUCUCAGCCUUUCUCCUAAAAGAACCAGCAGUUACAAUGCGAGUAAAGCUAGAGAAGUGUUGGCCCUGUCCAAACCUAAGCUCUCAAGCACAGCAAACUCCCAUCCCCUCCAAGAGUCCUCAAAGCAGGAUACACCCCUCCAUCUCCAGCUUUACAGCAGUACUCCCCUCCAUACAGAGCUCCACCACCCUCCGUUUCAUCUGGCUGCUUCCCCACUCGACACUGACCUUGAUAAAAAGAAGUCAACAGGUGGAGGAAAGGAGAGGAAACUCUCAGAAAGCUCAGAGAAGACAGAGUUAGGAAACUUUCAUCUCUCCCCCCUCUCCGACCCUUCGGAUCCACCCUCUUCUUUCUCUCACAGAGGUCUACAAAGUUUGCAGAGACACAGUGAAAGUAGAUGCUCUGUUGAAUCCAGCAGGUGUGACAACACAGGGACUGAACUCAAAAGGGGGGCUGAAGUUGAAUCAGUAGGAGUUAGAAAUGAGACUGCAGACCUGGGAGAUGAAGGAGAACAAACAGACGUUGCAGACUCAAGUUUCCGGCAGAGCUUCAUUGAUGAGCCUCCCAUAGCUUUUAGCGACUCAUGGGGACUUGAUGCUCAUGUAGAAGCAAACCCAGGCUGCUUCAGUCUGAGGCUGGAGGACAGUGGAGGAUCCAACCAGCAAGAGCACAUCCUGGGAGAAAGAACAGCCAGACUAUCACCCUCUACUGACUGUCGGCCUCCACCAUCUAGCAUCUGCAACCAGUCAUCGAACUGUCAUGGCAGUGUGAUUAACUCCUCUCCAGCCAAAGCCCAGAGUGCACAACCACCAGCCUGUGUACAGGUUCAUGCACACUCUUCCUUCACCCCGUCACCGCCUGGCCCCACCACCUGCACUCCACCGGACAUCAACAACAUCCUCAUGGAUACAAAAAUAUGGGACAGCUGGGAGGAGGAGGAAGAAGAGGAGGAGGCUCUUCCUCUCUUUCAGAGGGUGAACCCCUCUGCCAGGCUCAAAACCCCCAUGUCAUCACACAAGAAAAACCGUCAGUCCUUGGUGCCCAUCACCCCCAUGCCCCACUACUCUGACAUGGACACACCAGAGCUAAAGAACAAACUCAACAGGUUUGGUGUUCGGCCUUUACCGAAGCGCCAGAUGAUCCUCAAACUGAAGGAGAUCCACCAGUACACCCACCAGCUUGUCAGUUCGGACUCUGAAGAUGAGGCACCCUCUGCGGGUCAGGCUGCUCGAACGAAGCCUCCUCCCGCCCGUUCAGUAGCCGCUGGCAGUAGGCCAGUCUCCUGCACCCAGACAGUAAAUUUCAAAAAGCCCAGCGCGCCUGUUGCCGUCAGUGGAGAGGAGGGAGAGCUGCUGUCAGCCUCGAAGGGCUCCGACACCUCUUCAACUGCUGCUAGUGAAGAAUCUGAACGGUCCAAUUCAGAACUGUGCCUCUCCUCCGAUGGCGACUCAGACAGCAAUGGUGGCAUCUCUGCCUCUCAGGCGGCAGAUCGCCUCAAGGAUCGCCUCCAGGCAGUGCGCUCCUUUAUCCUGUCUGACUCCGGACUGUACACUCAGAUCCUCCAGUACCAACCUCUGGUCCUGUGUCAGCUCCAGGAGAGACUCAAGGCGGCCGGAAUCCGCCUGGGAGCUGCCAAGCUGGUGGACUACCUGGACUCUCAGUGCAUCACCUUCACCACAGCUAAGCCAGGGCACUCUGCGCCCAGCCGCAGGUGGGGCAAGAGGAAAGGCAAGGGGGCAAAGGCAGCAGGUGAAAAGGGUAAGAGCAGGAAAAAAGACAUUGCAGCCAUGAUUUAAAAGUGCGGGUUUUACUUCAGUGAUGGGAAUGUUAAAUCUUCAAAUAAGGUGCUGUGAGAAUAGGCCAUAAAAAAAAAUAAUAAUCUAUGAGCACUAUUCCUGGACAACCAACAAGUGAUUAGUCCAAUGAAGGCUUCAGGUUUUACUGUUUUCUUUUUUUUUUUAAACAAACAUUCAAAUAUUUCUUCAGAAUAGGGUUUGUAUUAAAAUGUCAAAAAUAAAAACCAUCAGAAAUGAUGCCUUUCAUCCACACAGAUGUAUGAAAUACAUUUCACAGCCCCUCUGUCGUCAUCUGUACAUAAUGGCACAAAAAUGAGUCCUUAGCAUUUGGUAUUUCACCUUGUAUUAAUACUAAAUCAAGAAUGUGUGGAAAUUGAAAUAAGUGAUUGUAUACAGCAAUUUUUGAGAAACAUUUUACUUUUUUGCUUCAAUCAUUUUAUAUCCAAAGGAUCAGCCAAGACAUAUAUACAGCUGAGCACACGUGUGAAAGGAGGCAGGUUCUUUAACAUGAAAAAUGUUAACGUCUCUCCAAUACAUCAUUCAAGUAGAGAGAGGCGGGCCCUCUGAGCAA
Molecule: messenger RNA, 5107 nt
Organism: Monopterus albus (swamp eel)
Lineage: Eukaryota; Metazoa; Chordata; Actinopteri; Synbranchiformes; Synbranchidae
Gene: slx4
Product: SLX4 structure-specific endonuclease subunit homolog (S. cerevisiae)
Exons: 10
Coding region: 361-4536 (1391 amino acids)
Biological process (GO): DNA replication; resolution of meiotic recombination intermediates; DNA repair
Cellular component (GO): Slx1-Slx4 complex; nucleus
Molecular function (GO): protein binding
Source: RefSeq, a predicted model, not a curated record